Drosophila hydei is the source of this 1717-nucleotide messenger RNA. RefSeq names its product sodium-coupled neutral amino acid transporter 1 (gene mah). The coding region runs from base 137 to 1717 and encodes 526 amino acids. The record is from RefSeq and is a predicted model, not a curated record. Lineage: Eukaryota; Metazoa; Arthropoda; Insecta; Diptera; Drosophilidae. The transcript has 5 exons.
UCAUCUUUGGCGAGUUGGCGUAUCGAAUGACAAACUGUUGCAAGCAAACUGUUUGCCACUCUUUGAUUCUGUUAUUAGAACCAACAUUAGUUGCGCACUUUCCGUCGUCGCGUUUGGAUCGACAUAACUGCUGUGAAUGUUUUUCUUCCGCCGUUCGGAUGUCAAGCGUGUACCACGUCCGUCGCGAGCACCAUCCUUUGCCCUGCCCAAGCGGCGUACGCCCGUGCUAUUGUCGCCGUCAAAUCAACAUGAUCAGUUGCCAUUUUUAAGACGCUCGCGUUUCAGCGCCUUGCCACACUUUCGUGCCCACGAGGAUGAGCCGGAGAGCCUUUCCCUGUUCAUUGCCAUUCUCUAUGUGGUAGACUUGUUUGGCAUCUUUCCGUUUUUGACGUUGCCCGCGCUGCUGAUUCGGCUUGGUUACUUUGGGGUGCUGCUCGUUCUGUCCAUCAUCUUCCUGCAAAUCUACACAUCGUUUCUGCUAUCCCAAUGCUGGACCAUGGCUGAGUACCUGGAUCCCUCGAUACUGCAGAAACGCAACUAUCCAUAUGCUGCUCUCGCCGAGCUGGCGUAUGGACCCUAUGUCAGCCUCUUGGUAUCCGUUCUACUGGACCUGAGCAUCUUUGCCCUGGCCGUGCCCACCAUUGUCAUGGCUGCCGAGAAUCUAGAAGCUGUCGUCCUGCGCAUGAGCGCUGGCGUUUAUAAUUUCUCCUACUGCUAUUGGGCCAUUAUUGUGGGCCUUGUCAUCUGUCCACUCAUGUGGCUGGGCAGCCCCAAACACAUGCGAGGCCUGGCCAUUAUAGCCGUUUGCGUUAUGAUAAUAAUUGUUGGACUGCUUUGGUAUUGCCUGCUUGAUGCACCGGCCAUUGGAACGCCCUUCCAAGGAGUCUCGAUGGAACUUCCUGGUUUUCUGACUAUCCUGAGCAGCUAUAGCAUUUUGGCUUUCCAGUUUGAUAUACAUCCCGUGCUGCUGACCCUGCAAAUAGACAUGAAGCGCAAGUCGCAAGUGUCCUGGGCGGCGCUCAGUGGCAUUGCCAUCACUUGCAGCGUGGCCAUCGUGGGCGCCAUCAUCGCGGCCUACAAGUUCGGCACCAUGAUUACGAGCAAUCUGUUGCACUCGCUGCCCACCAGCGUGCCCUUCUAUGUGAUGCUCAUAUUGAUGUCGCUGCAACUGUGCUUCUCGGUGACUGUGGCCAGCUCCGCGAUGUUUCUGCAAAUCGAGAACUUCUUCAAGCUGCCCGAGUCUCUGUGCUGCAAGCGUAUUCUGAUUCGGUCCUGUGUGCUGGCUCUGGAGGUGCUAGUGGCUGAGUUUGUGCCCAGCUUUGAUGCGCUCAUGGAUGUGGUCGGUGGCACCAUCACUGGUCCCUUGGUCUUCAUACUGCCUCCCCUGCUGUACCGGCGCAUUCGACGCAUGGAACGUGUGCAUCAGCGCAUUGCUGCCGAGGCCAGCUAUGGCAGCCUGCCCUUGGACCUCAACUAUGAUCCCAUUGAGCUGGAAAUGGAGCCGCUGCUCGUGGCAGCCAAGCCGCGUUCCCCACACGUUUGUUGGCUGCGUGUGGCGCGUUACCUGAGUCGAUUGGAGUGCGAUAUAUCCUGCACCAUGGCUGUCCUAAUCUUUGGUGUGCUGGCCACGUUUCUGUCCACCUAUCUAAAUUUGUUUACCCUAACGAAUCUAUUCAAGAACAAUUCGCCCUGUCUAAGCAAUCUAACGGCGCAUUAG